CGUGUUCUACCUGCGGGUUUCAGUCAGAGGAGCUCAUCUGACCGGUGGGCUUCCUGCUGAUGCUUCAUCGCUCCGAAUUGCUUUGAGUUACGCAGAAAAAAAGCUGUUUGUAAACACAGAGAUAGCUUUGUGUGUUUUUAGAAAGCUGAUGUAAAACAAAGUUGACAGAGGUUGGUAUGCACACUACAAUUAAUUCAGAAGAAAAUGACGAUAUUUUGUGUACUUUGUUUACCGAUUGUACCAUAGCAAACGAUUGGUGAGAACAUCUGACACUUUCAGAGUCAACUACUGAAAGUUUCAGAAUAUAAAAGUUACGGUUAUUUAUGGACGCUUAAUUUGUCUUCCUUGUAUUACAGUAGAGAUUUGGCAAAUUGAUCAUGUAGGUCUUUGCUUUUUCUUUGACACCCUGAACAAACAGAGCUGGACUCUAAACAGAUCUCAAAGUUUACAGCCUUUUUAAAUUUGAGUGGACUUUGAAAAGGACAACAAAAGAAGUGGUCUUGGUGUGCUGAAGCAUGUUUUUACCAAGAUCUGUUAAAGUCAAGAGGACUGCUGAUGAGGACAAAAGUUGUACAGCUAAGAAAAAUAGAUUGUCUUCUGGAGGGUCUUUGCUAGAGGAGACCAUCGAGUUCCAAGACUGUAAGUCAGAUAGAACAGAAACUUCUGCUUCAAAAUGCAAUUUGAAUGAAGUUGUACAAGAAUGUACAGAACAUAUAGCUGGAGACCUUGGUGUUGCUAAUACAACUUUGGGAAAGGACAACCAAAAUACUGAUGAAGAUAGCUCUUCGGAAGAACCCAUAAAAUCCUUCAGCAAAUCUCAGCGUUGGGCAGAACCUGGAGAACCUGUAUGUGUUGUGUGUGGUCGCUUUGGAGAGUAUAUCUGUGAUAAAACAGAUGAAGAUGUUUGUAGCUUGGAAUGUAAAGCCAAACACCUUCUACAAACUCAAGCAAAGGAAAAAAAGCUAAAAUCUGAUCAACUCACAAAAGCAGAAUCUCAAGCAGAAACUCACCUGCUUAAUACACCUUAUUUCUACAAAGAUCAUUCCUUUAUUUUAGGUUUGCGAGAUGAGCAGAUUGAGAACCUUAAACUGCAGCUAGGUAUUGCUGUCCAGGGCCAGCAAGUUCCAAGACCUAUUGUAGAGUUUGAACACUGUGGUUUUCCUGAAACUUUAAACCAUAAUUUAAAGAAUUCUGGCUAUGAAGUCCCAACUCCCAUCCAAAUGCAAAUGAUCCCUGUUGGACUAUUGGGGAGGGAUAUUGUGGCUAGUGCAGACACUGGCUCCGGAAAAACAGCAGCCUUCCUACUCCCUGUUAUUAUGAAGGUUUUGAAAGAGACAGAAACUCCAUCCGCCCUUAUUUUGGCACCAACAAGGGAGUUAGCAAUUCAGAUAGAGACACAAGCUAAAGAACUGAUGGCUGGUUUACCAAACAUGAGAACAGUUCUCCUUGUAGGAGGUUUACCAUUGCCACCACAGCUUCACCGUCUCAAGCAAAGUGUUAAGGUUAUAAUAGCAACACCUGGAAGACUUCUUGAGAUCUUAAAGCAAAGUUCUGUUCAACUGCAUGGCAUAAAAAUUGUAGUGGUGGACGAAGUAGAUACCAUGUUAAAAAUGGGUUUCCAGCAGCAAGUGUUGGAUAUUUUGGAAGACAUCUCUCAUGAUCAUCAAACCAUACUGGUGUCAGCCACAAUUCCAGUGGGCAUUGAAAACUUAGCAAAUCAGCUUCUGCACAAUUUUGUAAGAAUAACAAUUGGAGAAAAGAAUCUGCCGUGUUCCAAUGUUCGCCAAAUUAUCUUGUGGGUAGAAGAACCCUCUAAAAAGAAAAAGCUGUUUGAAAUACUAAAUGAUAAGAAACUCUUCAAGCCUCCAGUGUUGGUAUUUGUGGACUGUAAGUUAGGAGCAGAUCUGUUGAGCGAUGCUGUUCAUAAGAUUACAGGAUUGCAGUGUACAGCUAUGCAUUCUGAAAAGUCUCAGGUGGAAAGAACAGAUAUAUUACAGGGAUUACUUGAAGAGAAGUAUGAAGUUAUAGUAAGCACUGGAGUCCUUGGACGAGGGCUUGACCUUGUCAAUGUCAAACUGGUAGUAAAUUUUGAUAUGCCUUCAAGUAUGGAUGAAUAUGUACAUCAGGUUGGAAGAGCAGGGAGGUUGGGUCACAGUGGAACUGCAAUUACUUUUAUCAAUAACAACAGCAAGAAGCUCUUUUGGGAUGUUGUGAAGAGAGUAAAACCAACGGGCACCAUUCUUCCCCCGCAGCUGCUGAAUUCCCCGUAUCUUCAUGACCAAAAGAGAAGGGAACAACAGAGACUUAAACAAUUACAGAAUAGCCUUGUAACAGGAGAUAAUAUUAUGGACAUUAUUAGAAAACACGACAAAAAUAAUUCUCAGAGGUAAUAAAGAUAUAGUUAUGUAAUUAUAAUGAAAGUGUGAUUAAAAAUAAACAUGGAAUUAUGA
Messenger RNA from Harpia harpyja (harpy eagle), 2450 nucleotides. RefSeq names its product DEAD-box helicase 59 (gene DDX59). Lineage: Eukaryota; Metazoa; Chordata; Aves; Accipitriformes; Accipitridae. The record is from RefSeq and is a predicted model, not a curated record. Bases 516 to 2390 code for a protein of 624 amino acids. Gene Ontology annotation, molecular function: ATP binding; nucleic acid binding; RNA helicase activity. The transcript has 8 exons.